AUGGGCGCCAUUGUCACAAUACACAAAAUGGAGACGGCUGAGGCGGAAGUUUUCGACGGCGUGGUACCAUUGGAUCGCAAAGACUUUGACAAAAUCCAGCAGAUGACCUUCUGCCCUGACUGUGGACGGCUCUUCGAUGCAUUGAGAAGACCGCGUCGCUGCCGCGUCUGUGGUGAGGCGCUUUGUAAGCGGUGCUGUCUCCUUUGCCGCAAUUGGAAGUGGCGGCCGAUAUGUGCUCACUGCAUGGACAACUGUUUGCGCAAUUAUUACGAACGCACGAAAGGUGGUUCUUUAGAUGAGGUGUAUCACCACGAACAUUACCGGCGGAAGCAAGACAAGAAAGCUGGCUCCGGUAAUUUUUUGCGUGGCUUCUUUAUAACCGCGUUCGACCCCCGGAAGUUGAUUCUCGCAAAGAAGUCGAGGAGACGUGCAGAGCGGGAUAUUUCACAAGGGUUGUAA
This is a messenger RNA of Trypanosoma rangeli, 459 nucleotides long. RefSeq lists its product as uncharacterized. The coding region runs from base 1 to 459 and encodes 152 amino acids. The transcript has a single exon. The record is from RefSeq and is a predicted model, not a curated record. NCBI's taxonomy places the organism in Eukaryota, Euglenozoa, Kinetoplastea, Trypanosomatida, Trypanosomatidae.